CCGGCUGCUUACCCACCGGCGGUGCGUCCGUAUUUAGAGUUUAGAUGAGGUCCCUCACAAACUUGAAAAUCUGAAACUCUCUUCUUCCCCCCUUCUCUCUCUCUCAAAUGGCUACUUAUGCAGUACCAACUCUUCCACUUCAUCCACCAAGAACUAAUUUCAUCUCCUCUUUCAAUUUCCCACUUCAUUAUAACAGUUUAGUCUCUAAAACAAUAAGAACCACCAUUCCAACUCAAAAAUGGAGAAAUUCCAGAAGAAAAACAACAAUUUCAGCACAAGAAAGAAAAGUAUCAUCAUCACCAAACAAAAAAAGCAGUGAGAAAGGGUUUGACCCAGCUGGUUUUCUCACCAAACAUGGCAUUACGGAUAAGGGUUUUGCUCAGUUCCUGAGAGAAAGGUAUAAGAGUAUCAAGGACCUUAAAGAACAAUUCUUCCCUCGCUUUGCUAAUGUCAUGGAACUCUCUUCUGGGUAUGAGUUAAUGGGUAUACAUCGAAAUGUACAACACCGAUUGGAUUACAUGGAAUGGGCACCGGGUGCACGUUAUUGUGCAGUGGUUGGUGAUUUUAAUGGGUGGUCUAACACAGAACACAGUGCAGGAAAGGGGCAUUUUGGUCAUGAUGAUUUUGGGUAUUGGUUUGUUAUUCUGCAAGAUAAAGUAAAAGAAGGGCAAGUACCAGAUGAAUUGUAUUUCCAGCAGUAUAACUACGCAGAUGACUAUGACAAAGGUGACAGUGGUGUUACAAUUGAAGAGUUAUUUAAGAAAAUGAAUGAAGAGUAUUGGGAACCUGGAGAAGACCGGUUUCUUAAUAAGCGUUUUGAAGUGCCUGCUAAGUUGUAUGAACAAAUGUUCGGCCCAAAUGGACCCCAGACUGAAGAGGAAUUGGGGGAAAUACCUGACGCUGAGACAAGAUAUAGAGAAUGGAAAGAGAAACAUAAAGAUGAUCCUCCCAGCAACUUACCUCCAUGUGAUGUAAUUGACAGUGGAAAAGAAUAUGAUGUUUUUAAUAUUGUGGAUGACCCCGUUUGGCUGGAGAAGUUUAGAGCUAAGCAACCUCCUAUAGAUUACUGGUUAGAACUGCGUAAAGGAAGGAAAGCAUGGUCCGAGAAGUAUAAUCCAAGUAUCCCUCAUGGAAGCAGAUACAGGGUUUAUUUUAACACUCCUAGUGGCCCUGUGGAACGUGUUCCUGCUUGGGCUACUUACGUGCUUCCAGAAGUAGAGGGAAAGCAAUCAGUUGCAGUCCACUGGGAACCACCUCCAGAAGAGGCAUAUAGAUGGAAAAAUGAACGUCCAAAGGUUCCAAAGUCCCUUCGUAUAUAUGAAUGCCAUGUGGGAAUUAGUGGAUCAGAGCCGAAAGUUGCUUCUUUCAGUGAAUUUACUGAGAAGGUCCUUCUACACGUGAAAGAAUCCGGAUACAAUGCAAUUCAGUUGAUUGGGGUUAUUGAGCACAAAGAUUAUUUCACCGUCGGUUAUAGAGUGACCAAUCUGUUUGCUGUUAGCAGCCGAUUUGGUACUCCUGAUGACUUCAAGCGUUUGGUUGAUGAAGCACAUGGUCUUGGGAUGUUAGUCUUCUUAGAUAUUGUUCAUUCAUACUCGGCAGCUGACGAGAUGGUCGGCUUAUCCCUAUUUGAUGGAUCAAAUGAUUGUUAUUUCCACACUGGUAAAAGAGGUCAUCACAAAUAUUGGGGUACCAGAAUGUUCAAGUACGGAGAUCUUGAUGUUCUGCAUUAUUUGCUGUCUAAUUUGAAAUGGUGGGUUGAGGAGUAUCAAGUUGAUGGUUUCCAUUUUCACUCACUUUCAUCUAUGAUGUACACACACAAUGGUUUUGCUGCUUUUACUGGCGACAUGGAGGAGUAUUAUAAUCAGUAUGUAGACAAAGAUGCUUUGAUAUAUUUGAUUUUGGCAAAUGAGAUGCUGCAUGAGCUUAAUCCGAAUAUAAUAACAAUAGCAGAAGAUGCAACUUUUUACCCUGGAUUGUGUGAACCAACUUCUGAAGGUGGAUUGGGAUUUGAUUUUUAUGACAAUAUAACUGUAUCAGAGAUGUGGUUAUCGUUACUUGAAAAUGUCCCUGAUCAUGAAUGGAGCAUGAAUAAGGUUGUAAAGACGCUGUUAGGCAACGGACAAAAUACAAAUAAGAUGCUUAUUUACGCUGAAAACCACAACCAGUCCAUAUCUGGAGGGCGUUCAUUUGGGGAAAUAUUGUUUGGUGGGACUAAAGAGCCGUCUUCUGGUUCAGAAAAUAUGUUGCUUAGAGGAUCAUCAUUAUACAAAAUGAUUAAAUUGAUUACAUUUACGAUAAGCGGACGAGCAUACCUCAACUUCAUGGGGAAUGAAUUUGGGCAUCCAAUGAGGGUGGAAUUCCCUAUGCCUAGCAAUGAUUUCUCUUUUUCACUUGCGAACCGUCAAUGGGAUUUGGUGAAAGACAAGGGAGUGCAUCAGGAUAUUUUUUCCUUUGAUAAGGAUAUGAUGAAGUUGGACGAGAGAAUGUUUUCAAGAAGCUUACCCAAAAUUCACCAUGUAAAUGAUACUACAAUGGUAAUAUCUUACAUAAGAGGUCCCUUUCUCUUCGUUUUCAAUUUUCACCCUGAAAAUUCCUACGAGAGAUAUAGUGUUGGGGCAGAUGAAGCUGGGGAAUAUCAGCUUAUACUUGAUACGGAUGGUGUCAAUUACGGGGGACAAGGACAUCUUAAAGAUGAUCAAUAUCUUCAAAGAACCAUGAGUAACAGAAUUGAUGGACUCAGAAACUGCUUAGAGAUUAUGCUGCCUAGUAGAACUGCUCAGGUCUACAAACUAACUCGAAUUCUACGAGUGUGAACAAUUAUGCGUUCUGGAGUAAACUUUUGAAUGACACCAACCAAGGUCCAACAAAGGAAAUGUGAGGCGAGGACUAGCUGGUUUUUGCCCCUUUUUUUUUUCCUUUUUAUUUUAAUAGGAAAGAUAAAUUGAUUCAAUAGCUAAACUUGUUGUACAUAGAGUUUCUCUUUAGGACAGUUCCUAUGGGAAUGAACAAACCCAUAUUUUUGUUGAGCCAGGUGGAUGACCAAACUGGUUUUUCCAUUACGGUAAAGCACUGGGCGUUAGA
Papaver somniferum (opium poppy) is the source of this 3081-nucleotide messenger RNA. RefSeq names its product 1,4-alpha-glucan-branching enzyme 3, chloroplastic/amyloplastic-like. Gene Ontology annotation, biological process: glycogen biosynthetic process. Gene Ontology annotation, cellular component: cytoplasm. The record is from RefSeq and is a predicted model, not a curated record. Gene Ontology annotation, molecular function: hydrolase activity, hydrolyzing O-glycosyl compounds; cation binding; 1,4-alpha-glucan branching enzyme activity. The coding region runs from base 108 to 2813 and encodes 901 amino acids. NCBI's taxonomy places the organism in Eukaryota, Viridiplantae, Streptophyta, Magnoliopsida, Ranunculales, Papaveraceae. The transcript has 21 exons.